AUGUCUUCUUCACUAACCUUCUGCAAACUCAUCGGAACACCAUUUUCCACAUUCACCCGCACCAUCGCUCUAGGCUUACACUACAAAGGCAUACCCUUCGAACAGCUCCGAACGCCUCCCCAAAGCGACCUCGCUUUCCAACACCAUCCAUUCGGAUAUCUACCCUCGCUCGUGAUCGAAUCCAAGUCCAAGGAUGGAAAGUGGUUUACCUUAUCGGAGAGCCAGGCUAUCGCGCGGUACAUCGAGCGAGUCGCGCCCGAGCCUCCGCUUGAACUUUCCGACGCCGAGGCAGGGGAGUUGGGCGUGCUCGAGGAGAAAGUCUUUGAGAUGGCGAUCAUGAUUGGAACUUGGUUACGCGCAGGGUUCCCGGCGCUCGAGGGUGGCGUAAUCAAACCCUACGUGAAAGCUAUAGACGAGGACAAGGACCCUGCUUCAGUCACUCCCAGCAAGGACGAUCAAGGAGUCGUCAACGCCAAACAAUUCCUUGACAAGAUCGAAUCACGGAUGGUUCCAGACGCCAAAUUCGCGUUUGGCAGCCACCCAACCUGGGCUGACUUCUUCCUCUUCCCCCUCCUGGACGAUCUACGAGCCAUCCCGGCGUGGGAAAUGAUUGCAUCGGAGAAAAUGCGAGAGUGGAUUACGAACAUGGACAAGCUGGAGGCUGUGUUCAAGACGAAGCCUGGAACACUCUCAGCGGGAGCGAGUCCGUGAAACGCAGAGGUGCGAAAGUAGGAUAAUAACAUGUACAUUUUUAAGAGUUACUGCCACCCUGGAGUCCAUCUACGUGCGCAUAUGGUACACUUCGCUUCAUUCCUCA
Molecule: messenger RNA, 817 nt
Organism: Coprinopsis cinerea okayama7#130
Lineage: Eukaryota; Fungi; Basidiomycota; Agaricomycetes; Agaricales; Psathyrellaceae
Exons: 2
Coding region: 1-711 (236 amino acids)
Cellular component (GO): cytoplasm
Source: RefSeq, a predicted model, not a curated record